Molecule: messenger RNA, 1026 nt
Organism: Saccharomycodes ludwigii
Lineage: Eukaryota; Fungi; Ascomycota; Saccharomycetes; Saccharomycodales; Saccharomycodaceae
Gene: PGC1
Product: phosphatidylglycerol phospholipase
Exons: 1
Coding region: 1-1026 (341 amino acids)
Biological process (GO): lipid metabolic process
Molecular function (GO): phosphoric diester hydrolase activity
Source: RefSeq, a predicted model, not a curated record
AUGACUAACUCAACCACCAUUACGCCCCCAUUGAUUAUGGGCCACAGAGGUUUUAAAGAAAAUGAAACCCCUGAAAACUCCCUGUUAGCCUUUAAAAAAGCAUAUCAAACCGGUUCUGUUGACAUUAUAGAAACAGACGUCCAAUUGACUUCAGAUGGUGAAGUCAUUAUAUGUCAUGAUGGCACUACUGGUAGGAUGUAUUCCAAGGAUUUAAUUAUUUCACAAACCUCACUUGAGGACAUCACAAGCGAUACCGUGCAUAUCAGAGAACACCCAACUUUAAAGAUCUUAACUUUAAAACAAUUAUUGCAAUGGAUGAUCUCUUUGGAUGAUAGUAACAGUUCAAAGUUGAAAUUACUAUUAGACAUCAAAUUUACCCUUGAUAAAAUAGUUUUAAUCAAGAUUUACAGAACUAUGAUGGAUUUGAAACCUAACAGGGAAUAUUGGACGAGUCGUAUUAUGUUUGGUAUUUGGAACCUUGAUUGGUUUGAAUUUGGUUAUAAGAGUAAUAUUUUCAAUCAAUUCGAUGUAGUUAAUAUCACAUUGAAUAUGUCAACUCCAAUACAAAUAAUUAAUUAUGUUCAACAGGAAAGAAACAAUAACCCGCAUUCUUCUUGUAAGUUGUUUGGUGUUAGCAUUCAUUUUGCAUCCACUUGGACUGACGUUUUCCAAAAACAAUUGCUGCCACUGUUAUUAGCCAACAAUAUUAAAUUGAUUUUGUGGACUGUUAACGAAUUAAAAUACAUCGAUUAUUAUGUUCCAAAGUCGGUUAUCUAUGCUAUUUGUACCGACAAACCUUUAACCUUUCACAACAUACUGUUGAAAAAGGAGGCAAUUAAUCUGACCGAAAUAAAACCAUGGCGUUAUUUUGAUUUUAAAUUAAACUUUAUUUAUUGGAUUUAUUGGUUCUUAACCAAUUACAUUUUCACUGACUUUGGUACUAAGACUUUGAUUUCAUUCAGAGGUAAUAAUGUAUCUAUAUUAUCUCUUUUCAUUGCUUUUUGUAAAGCUGUUCACUUUCUAUAA